AUGUCCCUCUCGAACAGCGACAUCAUCGGCAUCGUAACCAUCAUUGUGUCAUGCCCUCCCUUACUGCUGUUGAUCUGGAAGAUCCUCGAUCGGAUGAAUCGUAACCGAUCGGAGCGCGACCGGGCUGCUGCAGAUGUUAUCCAAACGUAUCGCCUUCCCAUCUACGAGCCUGUCGCCCAAAAAACAUACCCGCGUGCCAACCCCCAAGCCAUCGUCUUCUUCUACAUCACUCUUACCGUCCAAUUUAUCAUGCCAUUCCGUCGCCGUCGCCAGUAGCUCUGCAUCUACAAGACAAACAAAGUCAAGCAAAGCAUGGCUAUCUUCCCCGGCGUCUUCAUUUCUUG
Aspergillus heteromorphus CBS 117.55 is the source of this 344-nucleotide messenger RNA. RefSeq lists its product as uncharacterized. The coding region runs from base 1 to 276 and encodes 91 amino acids. Lineage: Eukaryota; Fungi; Ascomycota; Eurotiomycetes; Eurotiales; Aspergillaceae. The record is from RefSeq and is a predicted model, not a curated record. The transcript is spliced from 3 exons.